Molecule: messenger RNA, 664 nt
Organism: Quercus robur (English oak)
Lineage: Eukaryota; Viridiplantae; Streptophyta; Magnoliopsida; Fagales; Fagaceae
Product: AP-4 complex subunit sigma
Exons: 4
Coding region: 86-517 (143 amino acids)
Biological process (GO): vesicle-mediated transport; protein transport
Cellular component (GO): intracellular membrane-bounded organelle
Source: RefSeq, a predicted model, not a curated record
UCAUGAUUUAAUUUGUUGUUUUAUCUUCUUUCUCGGCAAAACCUCUAUUUUCUUACGUCUCUCUCUGUGUCUGGCGAAGAAGAAAAUGGGGAUCAGAUUCAUAUUGAUGGUAAACAAACAAGGACAAACCCGUCUUGCCCAAUACUACGAGUACCUCACUCUCGAAGAACGUCGUGCUCUCGAAGGUGAAAUCGUUCGCAAAUGCCUUGCCCGUAACGAGCAACAGUGUUCUUUUGUUGAGCAUCGGAACUACAAAAUUGUAUACAGGCGCUAUGCAUCACUGUUUUUUCUGGUUGGAGUUGACAAUGAUGAGAAUGAACUUGCAAUUUUGGAAUUCAUUCAUCUCUUGGUUGAAACCAUGGACCGUCAUUUUGGCAAUGUGUGUGAGCUAGACAUCAUGUUCCAUUUGGAGAAAGCACAUUUUAUGCUGGAGGAAAUGGUCAUGAAUGGUUGUAUCGUGGAGACAAGCAAGACUAACAUCCUGCAACCGAUACAGCUGAUGGAAAAAUCGUCAUGAAAACUCUCUGUUUUAGGCACUAUAGAAUUUCUUCAAGAUUCUUCAUGUUUUGCUUCUUACUCAUUGCUGCCUGUUGUACAAUAUGCUCAAAAUAUUUUCAAAAUGAUUAAUUUUCUUCAUCAAUGAAAAUUUUAGUGUUUGGUUGUA